This is a messenger RNA of Fimicolochytrium jonesii, 843 nucleotides long. Its product is annotated as putative HIS3-imidazoleglycerol-phosphate dehydratase. Bases 51 to 677 code for a protein of 208 amino acids. The record is from RefSeq and is a predicted model, not a curated record. Gene Ontology annotation, molecular function: imidazoleglycerol-phosphate dehydratase activity. The transcript has 3 exons. Gene Ontology annotation, biological process: L-histidine biosynthetic process. NCBI's taxonomy places the organism in Eukaryota, Fungi, Chytridiomycota, Chytridiomycetes, Spizellomycetales, Powellomycetaceae.
GCUGCAUUUCCAACGAACACUAUCACCUCAAUUCAGACUCCACUGCGAAAAUGGACUCAGCGUCUACCGCAAAAAUGGAAUCCGCCAGAACAGCAUACGUCACUCGGAAGACGAACGAAACUGAUGUCGACGUGUCGCUCGCUCUCUACCAGUUCGGUCCGCAAACCAUACGAAUCAACACAGGAAUCGGGUUCUUGGACCACAUGUUCCACGCCCUUGCAAAGCACGCCCGUUGGUCACUCGAAAUAACCUGCAAAGGCGACCUCCACAUCGACGACCACCACACCGCCGAAGACUGCGGCCUAGCGCUCGGCACCGCCUUCAAAGACGCGUUAGGCCCACCCGCUGGUAUCAAACGCUACGGAUCCGCGUAUGCUCCCCUAGACGAGGCGCUAUCGAGGGCUGUAGUGGAUGUCUCGGGACGCCCGUUUGCGGUUGUGGAGCUGGGCCUGAAGAGGGAGAAGAUUGGGGAUUUGAGCUGUGAGAUGAUCCCGCACGUCAUACAGAGUUUUGCGCAGGCGGCGGGAUUGACGGUUCAUGUGGAUGUGUUGCGAGGUUUCAAUGACCAUCACAGAGCGGAGUCGGCAUUCAAAGCAUUAGCAGUCGCACUUAGGGAGGCUCUAUCACCGCUAGGAUCGAUAGAUGAUGUGCCGAGCACAAAGGGUACUCUAGCAUAGACUAGUGGCGUGAUCCUAGUACACGGCGUACACUCAACCACACUGCAUAAAAGCAUUCUGCCUGCAAAUCACAAUCAGUGAUUUCCCCUCUUUCCAAUGGAUUUGCAUCUAGUAUUGUGUUGGGUACCCAUUUUUGAGGGGAAUCAUGAAUUAUAUAAGUGAUGGC